UUUGACUUUUGUGGUUGAAAGUUGAGUUGAGUGAGUUGUGAUGAGCUAGCACUCAACUCAACUUUCUCAUUUUCACGCUCUCCAUUCUUUCCAUUUGUUUCUUUCUCAUGGCAGAAGAUCAAAUUCCAAAGUCCAAAUGGGAAGGCAAAACCUCUGCUGAUCUUGAAGGCUCAUCAGCUGAACAAGUUUGGCUUCUCCUGGCCGAUUUCUGCAGCUUACACAAGUGGUUCCCCGAUAUUGCCACGUGUUACCGAGUGGAUGGCGUCCCUGGCCAACCGGGUGUGAUCCGGUACUGCGCCCGUGCUCCUAUUGAUAAUGAUGAGUCCACCAUCAAGUGGGCCAAAGAGAAGCUACUGUCCCUUGAUCCAGUCCAACGGUGUUUGAGCUAUGAGAUUAUUGAGAGCAAUCUCGGGUUUAAGUCGUAUGUUGCGGUAAUGCAAGUAGUCCCGAUCAACGGCGGAGAUGGCAGCAUUGGGUGCAAGAUCGAGUGGUCGUAUGUUUGCGAUCCGAUUGAAGGGUGGGGAUUGAAUGAUUUUCGUUCAUACCUUGACUCUUCUCUUCAAUUGAUGGCAGAGAAGAUGACGGAGCAUACUCUUCUAUGUACCACUGGGUAACAAUAAUAUUUGGUUGCUAAUAUUGUUGUGUUGGUGUGUUUAUAUCUUAUGUAAAUAAUUCCAAGACUACAACAUUGUAGUAUGUUUAAUAAUUGAAUUUUUUAUUUCAA
Molecule: messenger RNA, 724 nt
Organism: Prunus dulcis (almond)
Lineage: Eukaryota; Viridiplantae; Streptophyta; Magnoliopsida; Rosales; Rosaceae
Product: lachrymatory-factor synthase-like
Exons: 1
Coding region: 108-614 (168 amino acids)
Source: RefSeq, a predicted model, not a curated record